Molecule: messenger RNA, 1989 nt
Organism: Saccostrea cuccullata (small rock oyster)
Lineage: Eukaryota; Metazoa; Mollusca; Bivalvia; Ostreida; Ostreidae
Product: acetylcholinesterase-like
Exons: 3
Coding region: 213-1961 (582 amino acids)
Source: RefSeq, a predicted model, not a curated record
AUUCCAUAUCACAAACCUGUAUAUUUCACCAUAAGCUGAAGGAGGAAAUACUUUCAAAGGUUACCUUACAUAUAUCAGGUACAUCACUAGAGUUGUGGUAUUUAAUUUAUCCACGAUAUAUACAAUUUUGUUAUCGCUGAUGAAAAGGCAAACAUUUGUUAACCCGAACCUGUACACUAAGAUAUCCAAUAAGAUAGAGUUAACUUGAAACGAUGUCAUUCAAAUACAUUGUCCUAUUCCUUUCGGGAGUUGCCCUGGUCUCCGCAUACCAAACCUUUACCAUUAUUACACGUCUUGGAAAUGUGAAUGGCUUACAAAUUCCUACAGCAAAGGGUGAUAUCUUCAGAUUCACAGGAAUUCCUUUUGGAAAAGCACCAGUUGGUAGCCAACGUUUCCUCAAACCACAGCCCUUCGGUUCUUGGAACAAAACCCUCGAUGCGACAAAAAUCGGACCUGCUUGUAUGCAAUCAUACACCCGUGCCAGUGCAUUUUAUAACUAUUUUUCAGAAGACUGUCUCCAGUUGAAUAUAUAUGUUCCUUAUAAUAUUACUCAAGAUCUGAGGAGAAGCGUUAUGGUUUUUAUUCAUGGCGGGGCAUACAUGGCCGGAUCAGGAUUUACAUACGAUGGUUCUAGGAUAGCCUCUCAGGGAAAUGUAAUUGUUGUGACAAUAAAUUACCGCCUGGGUAUGUUUGGUUUUCCAUCUUUGCAGAACUUUGCAGGCGUUGCUGAAAAUGCCGGAAUAUGGGAUCAGAUUUUAGCAUUGAAGUGGGUCAAAGACAACAUAGAUGAUUAUGGCGGAGACCCAUCUGAUGUAACAAUAUUUGGGCAAUCAGCUGGUGGAUUUUCCGUCAAUUUUCUAAUGCUUAUACCUCGUUGCAAUGGUCUUUUUCAUCGUGCAAUCAUUGAAAGUGGCGGAGCAAAUUCUUUAAUUGCUAUGAAAAAAUCAUCAAACGUUGGACACGAAAUAGGAAAAUUAUCUGGUUGUAAUGACCAAGACAAAUCGAUGUUCUUGCGAUGUUUGCGAAAUCUUGACGCUGGUAUUAUUGUUAACAUAACUGAUGAAUAUUCUGCAAAUCUUGGCAUUGGAGCUUUUUAUGAUAUUGUAUUUACUCCAGUACUAGAUGGUGACUUACUACAACGAACACCUAUGGAAAUAAUUAACGAUAAGUCUUCAAAAGAAUUUCAGUUCUUUGAGUCAAUUGACUUGAUAGCAGGCACCUGUGAUAUGGAGGGAUCAUAUGUUUUGAUCUAUGGUAAAGCUUUCGAAAAGGAAUUUAAUUUCAAUAUAUCAGACGGAAUUCCCAAACGAUUUCUUUGUGAUGGGUUAAUAUCAGGACUGGUUCAAACUUACUAUGAAAAUAGUUCAUCAAUUUCUGAUUUACUAUGUAAAGAAUACACGAGUGCAGACAAGAUUACACAAAGUUAUAAUGUUGCACAUUAUUUGACCGAUUAUUCGUUUCUUGUACCAACUAUAAACAUGUUACAAGCUCAUGUCUCAAGCAAAUCCGCCUCAACUUAUCAAUUCAUAUUUUCGGAACAAGAACGGCUACUCCUUCCCGGUUUGCCGUCUUGGUUUCAUGGAGCGGGACAUGGGAAUGAGUUGAUGUUUCUUUUUAAUGCUAGAAACUUGUCAGUUUUACCUUCUAAUUUUACUUUCUCUCCGGAGCAAGCGGCAUUCUCAUUACAGCUAAUUGAAUACUGGACAAAUUUUGCGAAAACAGGAAAUCCAAACGGUCCCAACAAACAAAGAGAGUGGCUGCCAUAUCUUAGUGACACAGAAUCAUACAAACAACUGAGCAUAAAGAAUAUGACGAAUGGUAACCAUUACAGAAAGGAUUAUGUAAAACUAUGGAACACGAUCAACGCUUUUGAAUUCCUAAUAUCAGCGGGGGUAAAUGUGCAAUCUGGAAUGAUUCUUAAUUGGAUUGUACUUUCGUAUGCUUUAAAAUUGUUUCUGUGAAGUUCCUGUACUUGCUCAUGGAAAUAAU